CUUUCCUCAUUUGGAGAUGAUUGUGCUAUUCCUCUUUGCCUUGCUCUGGAUGGUGGAGGGGGCCCUUUGCCAGCUCCAUUACACGGUGCAGGAGGAGCAGGAGCAUGGCACGUUCGUGGGGAAUAUCGCCGAGGACCUGGGCUUGGACAUUACAAAACUUUCGGCUCGCCGCUUCCAGACGGCGCCCAACUCCCGCAGCCCUUACCUGGAGCUCAACCUGGAAACCGGGGUGCUCUACGUGAAUGAAAAGAUCGACCGGGAGCAGAUCUGCAAGCAGAGCCCCUCCUGCCUGCUGCACCUGGAGGUCUUUCUGGAGAACCCCCUCGAGCUGUUCCGGGUGGAAAUCGAGGUGCUGGACAUCAACGACAACCCGCCCUCCUUCCCGGAGCCCGAUCUCACCGUGGAGAUCUCCGAGAGCGCUACGCCAGGCACCCGCUUCCCCCUGGAGAGCGCCUUCGACCCCGACGUGGGCACCAACUCUUUGCGCACCUACGAGAUCACCCCCAACAGCUACUUCUCCCUCGACGUGCAGACGCAGGGCGACGGCAAUCGCUUCGCCGAGCUGGUGCUGGACAAGCCUCUUGACCGGGAGCAGCAAGCGGUGCACCGCUACGUGCUGACCGCGGUGGACGGCGGGCAGCCCCAGCAGCGCACCGGCACCGCCCUGCUCACCAUCAGGGUGCUGGACUCCAACGACAACGUCCCCGCCUUCGAGCAGCCAGUCUAUACCGUGUCGCUGCCAGAGAACUCGCCUCCGGGCACCCUGGUGCUGCAGCUCAAUGCCACCGACCCCGACGAGGGCCAAAACGGCGAGGUGAUCUACUCUUUCAGCAGCCACAUCUCGGCCCGCGCCCGGGAGCUCUUCGGCAUCGCGCCGCGCACCGGGCGGCUGGAGGUGAGCGGCGAGCUGGACUACGAGGAGAGUAGCGUGUACCAGGUGUACGUGCAAGCCAAGGAUCUGGGGCCCAACGCCGUGCCGGCCCACUGCAAAGUGCUGGUGCGGGUGCUGGAUGCCAACGACAACGCACCCGAGAUCAGCUUCUCCACCGUCAAGGAGGCUGUGAGUGAGGCGGCGGCGCCGGGCACGGUGGUUGCCCUCUUCAGCGUCUCAGACCGCGACUCGGAGGAGAACGGGCAGGUGCAGUGCGAGCUGCUGCAGGGCGACGCGCCCUUCCGCCUCAAGAGCUCCUUCAAGAACUACUACACCAUCGUCACCGAGGGGCCGCUGGACCGCGAGCAGCCGGGCGGCGACGCCUACACCCUCACCGUGGUGGCCCGGGACCGCGGCCAGCCGCCGCUGAGCACCAGCAAGUCCAUCCAGGUGCGGGUGAGCGACGUGAACGACAACGCGCCGCGCUUCAGCCAGCCCGUCUACCAGGUCUACGUGAGCGAGAACAACGUGCCCGGCGCCUACAUCUACGCCGUCAGCGCCACCGACCGGGACCAGGGCGCCAACGCCCAGCUCGCUUACUCCAUCCUGGAGAGCCAGAUCCAGGGCAUGUCCGUCUUCACCUACGUCUCCAUCAACUCUGAGAACGGCUUCCUCUACGCCCUCCGCUCCUUCGACUAUGAGCAGCUCAAGGAGUUCAGCUUCCAGGUGGAGGCCCGCGACGCCGGCGAGGAGCCGCAGCCGCUGGCCGGCAACGCCACCGUCAAUAUCAUCGUGGUGGACCAGAACGACAACGCCCCCGCCAUCGUCAGCCCCCUGCCCGGCCGCAACGGCACCCCGGCGCGGGAGGCCCUGCCCCGCGGCGCCGAGCCGGGCUACCUGGUGAGCCGGGUGGCGGCGGUGGACGCUGACGACGGGGAGAACGCCCGCCUCACCUACAGCAUCGUGCGGGGCAACGAGGCCAGCCUCUUCCGCAUGGACUGGCGCACCGGGGAGCUGCGGACGGCCCGCAGGGUGCCGGCAAAGCGCGACCCGCAGCGCCCCUACGAGCUGGUCAUCGAGGUGCGGGACCACGGGCAGCCGCCGCUCUCCUCCACCGCCGCCAUCCAGGUGGUGCUGGUGGACGGCGCGGCCGAGCGUCCCGGCAGCGGCCCGGGGGCGGGGGCGGGCGCGGGGGGCGGGGGCGGCUCUGGCGAGCAUCGCCCCAGCCGCUCUGGGGGGGACACCUCGCUUGACCUCACCCUCAUCCUCAUCAUCGCCCUGGGCUCCGUCUCCUUCAUCUUCCUGCUGGCCAUGAUCGUCCUGGCCGUGCGCUGUCAGAAGGAGAAGAAGCUCAACAUCUACACCUGCCUGGCCAGCGACUGCUGCCUGGGCUGCUGCUGCUGCUGUCCCUGCUGCAGCCGCCAGGCUCGGGCCCGCAAGAAGAAGCUCAGCAAGUCGGACAUCAUGCUGGUGCAGAGCUCCAACGUGCCCAGCAACCCGGCGCAGGUGCCGGUGGAGGAGUCGGGCAGCUUCGGCUCCCACCACCACAACCAGAACUACUGCUACCAGGUCUGCCUCACCCCCGAGUCCGCCAAGACCGACCUGAUGUUCCUUAAGCCCUGCAGCCCCUCACGCAGCACCGACGCCGAGCACAACCCCUGCGGGGCCAUCGUCACCGGCUACGCCGACCAGCAGCCCGACAUCAUCUCCAACGGCAGCAUCCUGUCCAGCGAGACAAAACAUCAGCGUGCUGAGCUCAGUUAUCUAGUUGACAGACCUCGACGAGUAAACAGUUCUGCAUUCCAGGAAGCAGACAUAGUAAGCUCUAAGGACAGUGGUCAUGGAGACAGUGAGCAAGGAGACAGUGAUCAUGAUGCCACUAAUCGAGGUCAAUCCUCUGGCAUGGAUCUGUUCUCCAAUUGCACGGAGGAAUGUAAAGCACUGGGCCACUCAGAUCGGUGCUGGAUGCCUUCCUUUGUUCCAUCUGAUGGACGCCAAGCUGCAGAUUACCGCAGCAAUCUGCAUGUACCUGGCAUGGACUCCGUUCCAGACACUGAAGUGUUUGAAACACCAGAAGCCCAACCUGGGGCAGAAAGGUCCUUCUCCACCUUUGGCAAAGAGAAGGCCCUUCACAACACUCUGGAGAGGAAGGAGUUGGAUGGACUACUGUCUAAUACACGAGCGCCUUACAAACCACCAUAUUUGAAACAUGGGUGGCAGCAGAGUAAUCCCCAUCCUACAUCCCCCAGCCCCAGCCCCAGCCGUGUGUCUCACCCUUUACCUGGAUACACCACUACAAAGGCACGGAAAAGGAUAUGCUAGUCACUUCUACAGGACUUACCUGAAGCAGCAUGAUUUGCACAAAAGUCGACCAACAAAAAGCAUCAACUUUCAACUUCAUUAUCUUGGCCAUCCAGUUCUGUGUAACUGAAGGAUUUGUGUGCUGUUGGAGACAUCCUGGCCAACAAUAGGACCUAAUUGCUCUCAGCAGGCCUGAGAAAUGAGUUGAAAUGUGUAGAACUGUAGAAACUUCAGAGGCAACUUGAUCUUGCCUCUCUGAUCAGUGUGUGCCUGUUUACAGCACUAUAUAUCUUUCUCUCUCCAAAAUGUCACUGAGCCCUUUAGAUGUUUAUAUCACCACAAGAAGCCAAUCGUACAGAUAAAAGAAAUGUGCAUUAUAAAUGCAAUAUCACUGUUUUAAACUUGACUGUUUUAUAUUAUUUUUGUGUGAUCAAGUGUUCCCCAAACUAUUCCAACUUUACAAGAGAGAUUGUGAUCAUGUUCUUAUCACCUGUGGGUCAUAAAAACGUUGCUAAUCUGAAGACCCACAAAAUUAUCAAAGACAUUCUGUAGUUUAUACACCGUGUUGCAAAGUGUUUACUGUACUAUUUCAAAGCUUCUAAAUAAAUAUAAAAUAUAUAUAUAUUAUAUUAUAUAUAAUUUUCCGAAAAAUGUGGUACAACUUAGUUGAUUUUUAAAUGGAUUCAUACAGUCUACACCAUACACUAAAGUGAGAAGGUAAUUCAGGGUUCCUAAGCUAUCCUUGCUAAAAACAAAAAUAAAAUAAACCUUUAAUAGUACUUCCCCAAUAUUCGUAUUUUGGUCAAUCCUGUUUUUCUGUUUAAAAAAAGAAAAAAGCUGUAAGCAACAACAUUUUGUCUAAAAGUUGUAAUUAAUUUUCAAUGCCAAAGAUACAGCUGUCAAUAUUACCAGAAUGAGCGCUAUGUACUAUCAGAGGUAUAAAUCACUCUCCAUUACUUUGAUUAUAUUUCUAUGGUUUUUAAUUUGGAAUCACAAAAUCUUUUAUAAGGCUCUAUAAACUCACCUGUAUAUGUUGUUAAAAAGAACACUCGGUGUCUGUACAUUUUGCAAUGUAAGAUAUAAUGAUGUAAGUGAAGUUAAGUAUUUUAAGAAAAUCAUCCCAAACCCAUAAGUAUGCAUACAUACAUACAUGCACACACACACACAUCUCUCUUUGAUAUAGAUUUGUGAAAUUCUACAAAUAUAUUGCCUAAAAAUAUUUCUCUUGUGGCUAGGAAUACUUGUUGAUAGAAUUCAAAUUACCAAGGCAAAGUAUAUGCCCAACUAUUGACUCUUUUAUCACAAAGGAGAUUUGAAAUUAGGAACAUGGCACAUUCUCAGCUGACCCCUCUCCCUCUGGAGUUAAAAUGGGGUUGACUAUCAUCUUUGUUGGGAAAAGGAUUAAGCCCUUGCAUAUAAUCUUUAUGUUCUGUAAUAAUUCUGUGGUCUGAAACAGUAUCUUAGAGCACUUUUUUCUAUGAAAUAUUGAAAAAAGUAAACUUUCAAAGAUAAAGUUAAACUUAAUUUCAUGUCCAUGGAGUUUAAGUACCAUUUACUAAAUGUAAAAAUCUAGUAAAAUGUUUUUUUCUU
This is a messenger RNA of Apus apus (common swift), 4762 nucleotides long. RefSeq names its product protocadherin 10 (gene PCDH10). Gene Ontology annotation, cellular component: plasma membrane. The record is from RefSeq and is a predicted model, not a curated record. Gene Ontology annotation, molecular function: calcium ion binding. Bases 17 to 3193 code for a protein of 1058 amino acids. Lineage: Eukaryota; Metazoa; Chordata; Aves; Apodiformes; Apodidae. The transcript is spliced from 6 exons. Gene Ontology annotation, biological process: homophilic cell-cell adhesion.